GAAAGGUCUUUACACUUCUUUAACUUCACUCUUCUGCAGGCAGAACUGGGGAAGCCCCAGAGAAACUGCUACACCCUGCCAGGCUUUGAUUUUUCAUACGGGCUGUACAUCCGUGGGACAGAUGGAGGAGUCGCUGCAGCAAUAGGCCACUGGAACACAGGGAAGCCUUCUUUAGUUCAGAAGAUGCCCCAAGACUACAUCACCAUGAACUGUGGUGCUGUGAAGGCUGGUUAUACCACAGCCCAUGAAUUUAAUUUGUACUACAAGGCCAAGGACAUUCGGUGCAAAGGUCUUAACUACUGUCGCCUCAAGAGAUGUUCUCCUAAAGCACCUGCAGACAUGACUUUUGGCAUCACAACACGGCCUUCCACUCCCUUUUUUGACCUCCUCCAACACAAAUACAAGGAGCUGUGGAUGGAGCAGCAGAGAGCCCGGACAGCAGCCGAGCGAAUGGAAAAGAAAAAGUCCAAAAAAGACCAAGUGAGUGAAACUCGCACCACACUUCUGCGAAAGCAGCCACGACCUGCAAAGGAGGAGUCCUUCUGGCACCUGCCCCGCUUGGAGAAGGUUGGGCCUCAUCUCAGUACUUUUCCAGACCGUGACACUCAUAAAAAGGCAUUCAGUGCCUCCCAUUGA
This is a messenger RNA of Antrostomus carolinensis (chuck-will's-widow), 636 nucleotides long. RefSeq names its product cilia and flagella associated protein 77 (gene CFAP77). The annotation marks the transcript as partial. The record is from RefSeq and is a predicted model, not a curated record. The transcript is spliced from 6 exons. Lineage: Eukaryota; Metazoa; Chordata; Aves; Caprimulgiformes; Caprimulgidae.